This is a messenger RNA of Drosophila elegans, 1453 nucleotides long. Its product is annotated as rRNA-processing protein fcf2. Lineage: Eukaryota; Metazoa; Arthropoda; Insecta; Diptera; Drosophilidae. The coding region runs from base 63 to 905 and encodes 280 amino acids. Gene Ontology annotation, cellular component: nucleolus. The record is from RefSeq and is a predicted model, not a curated record. Gene Ontology annotation, biological process: RNA processing. Gene Ontology annotation, molecular function: RNA binding. The transcript is spliced from 2 exons.
GACAUCAACGAUCUCUCAACUCUAGAGGAUGACACGUUUUUAGCGUUCUUAGUGUAACAGAAAUGGUUUCAAUGUUUUUAGUAGACAAGGCAGGCAACCGGGAUUUUAAAGACGAGCAAAAGCCCUUCAUUGCAUACAGCAGGGAGCUACAGUUGCCACAAAAGAAAAACGGCAGCAUUGGUAUAGACCAGCAGGCAGCCGAAGUGGGAUUUUUUGGCUUAAGACUAAACUGUAAGAAGGUGCAUAAUAUUGUAAGUCCUGUGACUGACACAGUUAAAAAGGCGUCACAGGUUAGCAGGCACUUAGACGCGCUAGCCGAAAAAUUUGAAAAGGCAGUAGAAAACUCUGAAAAAUCAAAUUUCGUGAACCGGAAGAGGGUCUCAUUGCUUGACAACAGUGAUGGCACGGACUUGGUCAUGCGACGGGAAAACGUAGAAAGCAGCAUGAAAGGUUCGAGGCGGUCGCUGAAUCCAGAUCUAGACCAGAGCAACGCACUUCUUAAUGUGGGUAAAAGGCAGCAACUUAUCCUGAACAGAACUGAACGCGCAAAAACCAAGGGGAGCGGAUGGUUUCAUUUGCCCGCCACAGAAGUCACCGAAAAAAUGCGAAAUGAUCUUAAAAUCAUUCAGAUGCGAUCGGUUCUCAACCCCAGACAAUUUUACAAGAAAAACGACUUAAAAAUUCUGCCAAAGUAUUUCCAAGUUGGAACUGUUAGGCAAACGGUUUCAAACACCUUUAAGGAAAAAAAGGCAACGAAAACCAAGUCUAUAGUUGAUGAGCUGUUGGAAGACGAAAGCUUUCAAAAGUUCAACAAGAAGAAAUAUAGUGAGGUGAUUCAACGCACAGACGAAUACAAUCAACGAAAAAUAAUACAAAAAAAAAAAAAAAGGAAACUAAAUAUUUGAUUAUCCAUUUAACUUCGUUUUAAAAUACAAAUCUGCCUGUUAAAAUACGAACACUAAUGAAUUUUUACAUACCCAUGGGGUGCUGAUCAAAAAAAAAAAAAUUUCAAGUUAUCGAACACUUUGCUUUCUUUGACGAGCGGCGGUAUAGGAUUUUACAACUUAAUAACUUCACAAAAAAUAUCACGUUUUGAAUUGUUUACCGAAAUUUAAGACUGAAACACAUAUAAACCCCUAUAAAUAAUCUUUGUAACGAUUUGUGGGCGAGGCCAAUGUUGGAAACAAACCUGCGCUGUGUAGUAAUAACCAAAAACUGCGUGUCAAAUCCAAAAUGUCUAGCUUCCCAGAUCGCGACGUUGAAACGAACAUGGUUAGAUAGAUUGAGCUACAGAUCCUGAUCAAUGAUUCUACUUGUUACAUUUUUGUGGACGAAUACAAUACAAUCUUUUACUCUACGAGAAACGGGGAUUAUUAUAACUUCGAUGUUUUACAAUACAUGAACCCAAGACGUUUUUUUUCUUAAUAAAGUCAAGGACGUGGUUUGUUAUAAA